This is a messenger RNA of Pseudogymnoascus destructans, 1027 nucleotides long. RefSeq lists its product as uncharacterized. The coding region runs from base 259 to 486 and encodes 75 amino acids. The record is from RefSeq and is a predicted model, not a curated record. The transcript is spliced from 2 exons. NCBI's taxonomy places the organism in Eukaryota, Fungi, Ascomycota, Leotiomycetes, Thelebolales, Thelebolaceae.
CACUCGGGUAUAACCAGAAAUACACCAUUUUAAGCCUUUUCGAGUACAACUACGUGUGAUAUACCUGGUCUACCUGGUCUACCUGGUCUACCUGGAGAUCCCGGAGGCAUUCUGAGCAUUCUGGGUAUUCUAUCUGUACUUAUCACGAACCACUUAUCACAUACCUCACUCAAGCAACAAAUCCUCCAACAACCACUUACCACCCAUCGCAUUACCUCCCCCAACCUCCCCCAAGCAACCAACACCCAAACCACCACCAUGGCCACAGUCUCCUCCCACCAAGCCACCCCCUCACACAACCUCUCCGCCUCCGCCCGCGCCGAAGCGGCUGGCGUUCAAACCGAAACCACCACCCCCACCUACCCCAUCCCCCGUGGCAACGUCGAAGCCGAAUUGCACUUCUACCAAGCCCCCUCCGACGGCUCAGUCCCCUACAACUGGGUCGACAAGCAACCCGAAGGCACUCGAAAACUCUUCGACAGGUGACAACAGCAUAUGAUCGGACGUGGUGUUAUUGGGCACGGCUGCAUAUCCUGCGGUUUAUCCCUCAAGCUGCAAAAUAACGUCGCAUCCAUGACGACGAUAAAAGGAGACAACCACAUCAGCAACGACGACAACGACCCCAAACCGCGAAGCUACUAAGAAACACAUGUUGAAGAAGGUGUGACUGUUGUCGUACAUGGUCGUAAACAUUUCUCCUUGUUAUCUAUUCUCCUCCCGCGUGGUUACUAUUUUUUUCCAUAACGCACCGGCCGCUGUCGGCCAUAAAUCCAGAGUAAUCAUAGUUUCCGGGAUCCAAAUAUAGAAUAGUACGGAAUUUUGGCUUUUUACAAACCGUAACUUAUUGUCUGGCUUUAAGUUGCAUAAUAAAGCACCCCAGAAGUGCUGUUGUGGCAUUUCACCUCCUUGGAUUGCAGGCAGGUCCGCUGCAUAUAAUGUCGUACUUAGUAGACCACCUAUUUGUACCCGUCAUGGUGCAUUCUCUUCUGACCCUAUAGACUGUAACGUAAGUGACAGUGUAAUGCGG